AUGCUCGCCGUACCUACGCCCUCUACAUCGCGCUUCCAGCGUUCGUUGUACGAUGUGGACCGCACCAAGCCCUCUCCGUUCGCAUGGACAUCGGACGGGCGAACGCGCCGCUACGUGCGCAGGAUGGGUCUGAUCGAGUCGUUUUUCAACACCAUGGCCACGCUGCAUGAGGGACGCACCGACAUCUUCUACCGCAUUCCUCUCAGCUGUCCCACUCAGGCGUAUGAACAUCUCGCGCGACGCCUGCCGCUUGUGUGGGCGAUCCUCUGCCGUCGCCACCCGCUGCUGGGCGCUCACGUCGAGACGCUCACACCGGACGGCACCCGCAUCGAUGCGCAGCAGGCCGCAGCUACUCGCCACACGGGCGAAGCCGCCGACGACGGCUCGAUCUCGUUCGAGCCGCACUUCGUCUUUGAUGCCAUUGCCUCGGCCUCGGAUCUGCUCGAAAGCGCGUCCAAGAGAGUCGCCUUCCUGCCGCCGACAUGGUGCGACGACCCGGAGCUGCGAGCUUAUGCACGAGGCUCCAACGCGACUCGAAGCGGCCUGGUGGUGAGCUGGCUCGACCGCUAUGUGUGGAACGACAAGCGCCGCUUCCUCGAACAACACACCCCCUUUGGACUUGCCCAGCUUAUCCUGCUCCCACCAGCCGCAACAGACACUGCAACGGACAGCGUCGACUUUGACCUGAUGCUGUGCUCCGCACAUUGCAUCUCGGACGGGCUUAGCAUCUCGGACCUCGCCGGCGAGUUGGUGCGUCUCCUCGCCUCCUCUGAGCUUCCGAUACAGCUUCACGAGCUCGAGCAUCGUACCGAGCCGUCGGUAGGGGUACCAGGCCUCAGCACGGCGAGAUACGCUCAGGUCAGCUCUCAGAUGAAGCACGCCGUUCGGACCGGCCUGCUGUGUGGGCGACACCAAGACGGCGGCCCCAACGAUGAUGGAGCUAUCGAAGACGCCGAUUGGACGGCGCUGCUGCCUGCUCCCAUCGAGGCGGCGUAUCCGGAGCUACUUCCGUCAGCAGCCUCGACGGCGGGCGCAGCAGGAUCCGGUGCCGAGCGGUCGAGGCUAGCACGCGCGCGGUGGUUCUGGACUAUUCGCCGGGUUGUCGUGCAGAUCCGCGCCGCCAAGGCAGAGAGCGCGGUGCUGUCGGACUUCAAGGCAAACCGCACAGACAAGUCGGUCGAAGAGCCAUGGUGGGGCGCACAGACGAGGUGGUCGGCUGUACGCCUGUCUGCAGAGGAUACAUCGGCUUUGACGCGAGUCGCUAAGCGCAAGGGCGUCCGAGUCGGAUCGCUGCUGUACUCGGUCGCUGCUUGUGCACUCAACACGCUCGAGCUCACGCAUACACCGCCAGGAAGCCGCAGCGAGGAGCCCACCUCGACGGUGAUGGGCUUCCCCUUUUCCAUCCGAAGGUUCCUCGCGCCUGCCGCAGCUGAGACGCACGAUCCUCUACUCGUGCCAUCAAGCCUGGGCGUCAAACUCAGCUUCAACGGCAUCGGUCUACCACCUGCCUCGCUCUUCUCGCUCAACGCAUGGCCCAGCGGUGCAACCAGGCAGGUGUUGUCGUUGAGCGGCUUUGAAUGCGCGCAGCUCUGGCAGACGGCGCGCCAGGUCCAGCGGCAAUUCAAUGCCAUCUUCCACGAGCCACGCUUCAUGCACGCCGACGGCUUCCUCACGGCGCUGGAGCGCGAGAUGCGCUUCCGCAAGAACGGCGUCAAGGACGUCUUCCAGGUGUUCAAGGACGAUGCGCCCGCUGGUGCCGACGAGCGCACGCCCGGUCUGGCCAAGAAGAACAUGCAGGGCCCCGGCUCGUCGCUCAACUUUAGCAUGGUCGGUCUGCUGGACACUGCGCUGCCAUCGCGGCUGGAGUUCGUCGUACCAUCGGCCGACGUCGCACAAGCACAUCAGGCGGUGCUCGAGGUGCGAGACGAUCUUCUGUUUGGUGUGCGCACAAGAGCCGGCGAGGCGUUCGGCACAUCGUUCACCUUCCGCGGCCAGCUGAACCUCGAGUUGGGACACGACACGGUCGUGUGGGAUACGAACAAGGUGCUCGACUAUCUCGGUCUCAUGAAGACCAUCUUGGAGGCGCUGGUGGCCGCUGACGAGGCGCGGUGGAAGGAAGGCAAGCUGGAAAAAUAA
Molecule: messenger RNA, 2136 nt
Organism: Moesziomyces aphidis
Lineage: Eukaryota; Fungi; Basidiomycota; Ustilaginomycetes; Ustilaginales; Ustilaginaceae
Source: the annotation of a GenBank genome assembly